UACUAAAUAAAGUCCUAGAUUAAUUCACUUAAAUAAUUUGUUUACUAAAUCCAAAUGAUUCCAAUAAAAAUGGAUCCUUACUCGCAACAUUUGGCAAAUCGACUUCAAGAAAGAGAACAAGAAUUGGAAAAAUUACAUAGUAGUUUUUGUGAUGUUAGAAAUAAAUUUAUGCAGCUGGAGAACGCGUUUCAAAUAAAUUUGCAAACCCAGCAAGAUAGGGAAGACGAAAUUAAUUUACUAAGACUUGAAUCUCACGAUUACCGGAAAUUGGAUGAGGAAAGUGCUAAGUCAAGAGCGGAACUUGCUUCGAGAUUAAUGAAGGCCAUUAGUGAGAGUGAUCAUUGGAAAAAAGCCUUUAUGCAACAAAAGAGGACGAAUAAGUUAGAGCACGAAAAUUUCAUCGCAUCUGUGAAAAAAGAAUGUGAGGACAUUUUACAAGUGACUCGCAGCACUGCAGAGAAACACUUUCGUGAAUUGGUUCAGCUCUAUCAGACUGAACGAGGAAAGUCCGACUUACUGCAGAAACAGAUGAAGAUUUUCCAGCAGAAGUACAGAAACAAACAAGAAAGAAUAUUGGAACUGGCAAAUCUCCUUGAAACCUUGGCACAAUUCAACGUAAACGUAGAGUCCGUUUGUCAAAAUGCAGCAGAAGUUAUGAGAAAUUUCGAGGAGCACGAUAUCGUUCAUGUUGAAAAGAUGCGAAAAUUGCGGCAGUUAACUUGGGAGGCAGGGCAGAUCAAGUUUCAGGAUCAGGAGCAACUUCGUAUUCAAAAUUCAGUUUUGAGGGAAAUAGUGAAAAGCCUAAAGAAAAAGUUACAGAUCGCCAAUUCGUGUUCAGAAUCGAGGCUACUAAUUCCGGAAAAGGAUGAAUCUCCAGAAUGCAUAAAUCCCAUCAAUUUUAGCGGAUACAGGAAGCCAGCCAAUUUCUCCAACGAAUCCGAAAAAAUGUUGAACAAUUAUAUGACCCCGGAAUGUAAUCAGACAUCGAAAAGUUUUGACAACCCACAAAAGCUCAAUGGACCCUCGGAAUACCAGAGUCCUGGAAGCAUUAAUCAAAAAAUAAAGAUUAAUGCAAUAAAUGCUAGGAAGAGAAAAGAAACUAAAUUCUCAAGAGAUUCAAGAGAAAAGGACCAAAUUUGUCUCAGUCCACACAUCGAGAAACUUGAAUCCCAUUUGAAUGGAGUCCCUUAUCAAGAAUACGUGAUAAGGUUUUCGAAAAAUCAUGAGAUGAAAGUGAAGCAUUCCUCUAUCCCAACAUCUGGGGAAUUUCCACUGAAAAUUGAAUUUGUCGACGAUGAGGAAGAGUACCAGGAUGCAUCACUUGAUAAAAUUUAUAUUUUUCUUAAAAAUAUUGAGAGAGUCAUCAGAUUGAAGAAAAAUGGUAUGAAUUGUGGAGUUCAGACGACGAGGGUCAAAAUUUCCAAUAGUUAUGCUCAGACUAUGCUAACUAAAUCGACCAAUUCGUUUUCUCGAUUAAACGUUGGAGCUACGAUGUUGAACAGUGAAAAAAGGGCCAUAGAGAGAUGCCUCUCUAAACUAGAGCGAACCGUUGCUGACCUGAAAUUCAAUGCAGCUUAUCAAGCACGUCCGAUGACAGAGAGGGAUUCGAAAUACGAGAAGAAUGAGGAAUAUCUCGGUGUUCGAUUCAUGGAACGCUGAGAAGAAAUUCACGCCAACUGAAACAAUACAAGCAAUUCAAAUCAGAAGCAGCUCUAAAAAUGUAUACCUUCAAGGAGAUCUUAUUGAAUUAAAAAAAGGAAAACUUCAGUACAAGUAGUCUUUUAACAGAAAAUAUUUCACAUAUAACAACAAAAAUUGUUAAUUUAAUAUGUCUUUAGUUUCAAUAAUUGUUUGAUAUUUAAUCGGUUCAAAGCUUUCCAAUUUCUACUUCAAUUCGACCUU
Molecule: messenger RNA, 1902 nt
Organism: Belonocnema kinseyi
Lineage: Eukaryota; Metazoa; Arthropoda; Insecta; Hymenoptera; Cynipidae
Exons: 8
Coding region: 55-1659 (534 amino acids)
Source: RefSeq, a predicted model, not a curated record